Messenger RNA from Argiope bruennichi, 1099 nucleotides. RefSeq lists its product as uncharacterized. NCBI's taxonomy places the organism in Eukaryota, Metazoa, Arthropoda, Arachnida, Araneae, Araneidae. Bases 38 to 1006 code for a protein of 322 amino acids. The record is from RefSeq and is a predicted model, not a curated record. The transcript is spliced from 7 exons.
CAAAUCAAAUUCUUUUUUUUUCCAUAAAAUUAGCACAAUGAAGAUUUUCCUUGUGCUUCUCUUUGUCGGUUGUGCCUCAGCAACUUUGAUGGAUGCCUUGGAAAAGGCAUCCGAUGAAGUUGUUAGAAGUAUCAGGGAAGCAAUGGAAGAAGCAACCCCUUUGCACGAAGUUCUUGGAAUCGAAGAAAGUGAUGCACUUAACAGGUUUCAAAAUGACGUAAAAGAUGAAUUGAUUAGGCAUGUCAAGCAAGUCAUCCGUGAGGCUAUUGAAAAGAUUGAAACUGCUGUGGAGUCAGGGAAGAAAACUCUAGUACUGAAACAGCUGAGAGAUCUCGAAACAGUUCUACAUAAACUGGAUAUAAAGGAUCACGAGAUUGAGGCUUUUAAGGAGCAGCUAAAAGAUCAUGUCCGCAAGAUUCUUGAGGGGUUUAACCUUAAUAAGCGUUCAAUCGAUGACCUCGAUGACCCCAUGGAAUCCAUGUUGGGAGAUCUCAGCUUCAGAGACUUCUUUCUCAAGAUUAAACAAUAUAUUUUGGAGAAAAUGGAUGUGUCCUCAUUGAAGUUAGGACUUAACAAAGCAGUCAAACAGGCUAGUCAGAGUUUGUGCAAUUGGAUCACCAAUAAGGGAGCAGAGAAGCUGAACAAUUUCUUCGAUCGCGUCCUCGAGAAAGACGAAAACGAGGAGACCAGAAAGAGAUCCGUUUCCGAUCUUUAUGAACAACUGAAAGAUUAUUUCGACGAUCUCCACCUUGACUUCAAGGAGAAGUUCGCCAAAUUUGGCGAAUGGGUAAAGAAUUUGUUAGAAACUGGUCUGGAGAAAUCCAAGGACAAAAUUGAAAAUGUCAGGAAAAUCGCCAGGGAAUUGAUCGUUCGGAGCAAAGAUAUGAGCAAGGAAGCCGCCGGCGAAGCUCUUGAGUUUUUACACAAAUUCAAGGAUCAGUUGGGUAACUUGUACGAAGAGGCACGUGACAAGCUUAUACAAAAAAUCUUGGAUUAUACAGAUUAGUUUGAGUUCAAUCAUGCUGUAGAAUAAUCUUGGUAGAAUAUACUUCUUUAAAACCAGCAUUUUUUGUGUUGCUAAUAAAGAUCUUGAACUUAA